Sciurus carolinensis (gray squirrel) is the source of this 1364-nucleotide messenger RNA. Its product is annotated as translocon-associated protein subunit beta-like. The transcript has 2 exons. Bases 1 to 885 code for a protein of 294 amino acids. Lineage: Eukaryota; Metazoa; Chordata; Mammalia; Rodentia; Sciuridae. The record is from RefSeq and is a predicted model, not a curated record. Gene Ontology annotation, cellular component: endoplasmic reticulum.
AUGCCCCCCACCUGGAGGAUCCUCACGUUGCUUCGCCCCUGCACCCAGCCUGAAGACACCAGAGAAACCCCCACACCUCCAGCCCACAACCCCAAACUCACGGGCCACACCUACAGGCCUAUGGAGGUAGAUACCCACCUGGGUGAGCCCGCCUCUAAUGUGGCAGCCCCAUCACUAGGGAGGACCUCUCCAGGAGCCUCUGCCCCCACCCAAGGCGGCUACGCCCUCCCUGAGGUGCGACAGGCACCUACCUCCUUCUUCACAGUGUGCAGCAUCUUCUGCCCUGUUUUGCCCCUGGGGGACAAGCUAGAGGGUGCAGAAGAAGUAGUCCAGUCGUGGUGGCUCCUGAAAGGCAUUUGGGGUGCACACGCUGUCACUCAAGCCGAGGAAGGAGCCAGACUUUUGGCCUCCAAAUCCCUGCUGAACAGAAAUGCGGUGGAGGGGCGAGACCUAACCUUACAGUACAACAUCUACAAUGUUGGUUCAAGUGCCGCAUUAGAUGUGGAAUUAUCUGAUGAUUCCUUCCCUCCAGAAGAUUUUGGCAUUGUCUCCGGUAUGCUCAAUGUCAAAUGGGACCGGAUUGCCCCUGCUAGCAAUGUCUCACACACAGUUGUCCUGUGUCCUCUCAAGGCUGGUUACUUCAACUUCACCUCAGCUACAAUUACUUACCUGGCCCAAGAAGAUGGUCCUGUUGUGGUUGGCUCCACCAGUGCACCUGGACAGGGAGGGAUCAUGGCUCAGCGGGAGUUUGAUAGAAGAUUCUUGCCUCAUUUUCUGGACUGGGCAGCCUUCGGGGUUAUGACCCUUCCAUCCAUCGGCAUCCCCCUGCUCUUGUGGUACUCCAGCAAGAGGAAAUAUGACACUCCCAAAACCAAGAAGAACUGAGUGGGUCUUCCACGGCCCUCCUCUCCCAAGAAACCAGGUGCUUUCCAGACUCCAAAGGGGAUCUCAAAUGCAAUCUCUUCUCCCUUCGCCCUUGGCCACCUUCUCCUGGAUUCUGCCCUGCUCUCAACCAGAGUGAAGGACCAGGCCUGGGAGUCUGUGAGAGCCUCAGUUGUUCCGCUGUGAAGCCAUACAAACAGGAAUGCCUUCAGCCCCAGCCUGGAGCCCAGAGGGCCCUCUGGGGCCCCACCGAGGUGCUGUUGGUAUAUCGCUGGCAACAUGAACUCUCAGGGGUCCAGGAGAGGCCCUUUGGAGACUGCCUGACACCACCCCCAUCCCCUAUCAUCCUCUCUCAGAAGAGGGUGAAAGAUGAAAUGAAAGCUGUGGGACUCAGAGGCUACCCAGUCUCUCUUCUGGGUUAGGGAAGCGCUUACCAAAUGGGGUUUUCUAAUAAAAACAAAUGCCACACACUGAAAAAAAAA